This is a messenger RNA of Arvicola amphibius (Eurasian water vole), 1798 nucleotides long. It is a transcript of the gene Ccn5, whose product is annotated as cellular communication network factor 5. NCBI's taxonomy places the organism in Eukaryota, Metazoa, Chordata, Mammalia, Rodentia, Cricetidae. The coding region runs from base 285 to 1037 and encodes 250 amino acids. Gene Ontology annotation, biological process: signal transduction; cell adhesion. The transcript is spliced from 5 exons. Gene Ontology annotation, molecular function: heparin binding; integrin binding. The record is from RefSeq and is a predicted model, not a curated record. Gene Ontology annotation, cellular component: extracellular matrix; extracellular region.
ACGCCGUGGGUCAGAUCUGCAAAGGGGCGUUUGCCGGACGCUUCUGGUCUCUACAGGCCCCUGGGGGUGGGACAGGGGCCCUGGCAAGGCUGGGGUUGCUGUGGCAGUGGCUUGGGCUGGAGGACUUUCUUGCUGGGAGUUGAGGAGCCGAGAGGCUCCUGCCGGCUUGUCCUCAGCUCUUGGCACUGGCGGUGGCUUGGGCUUCACACAGUCAGACGCCUUCUUGGUGGCCUCAGUGGCCUCACAUUCAGGUUUGAAGCUGGCUUCCCGAGGGACACGGUGACAUGAGGAGCACCCCACUGACCCAUCUUCUGGCCGUCUCCUUCCUCUGCCUACCCUCAAUGGUGUGUGCCCAGCUGUGCCCAGUGUCCUGUACUUGUCCCUGGACACCACCCCAGUGCCCACCAGGGGUCCCCCUGGUGCUGGAUGGCUGUGGCUGCUGUCGGGUGUGUGCACGGCUGCUGGGGGAGUCCUGUGACCAUCUGCACGUCUGCGACUCCAGCCAGGGCCUGGUUUGUCAGCCUGGGGCAGGCCCCAGUGGCCGGGAGGCCGUGUGCCUCUUGGAAGAGGAUGACGGAAGCUGUGAGGUGAAUGGCCGCAGGUACCUGGAUGGGGAGACCUUUCAGCCCAAUUGCAGGGUCCUCUGUCGCUGUGACGACGGUGGCUUCACCUGCCUGCCACUGUGCAGCGAGAAUGUGAGACUGCCCAGCUGGGACUGCCCACGCCCCAGGAGAGUAGAGGUGCCUGGCAGGUGCUGUCCUGAGUGGGUGUGCGACCAGGGAGCGAGGCCGAGGAUCCAGUCUUACAGGGCCCAAGGACACCAACUUUCUGGCCUCGUCACUCCUGCAUCUGCUGAUGUCCCCUGUCCAAAAUGGAGCACAGCCUGGGGCCCCUGCUCAACCACCUGUGGGCUGGGGAUAGCCACCCGAGUAUCCAACGAGAACCAGUUCUGCCAGCUAGAGAUCCAGCGCCGUCUGUGUCUGUCCAGACCCUGCCUGGCUGCCGGGAAUCGCAGCUCAUGGAACAGUGCCUUCUAGAGCCAGCUGGAGAUGGAGAUUCUCAGCAGGUGUCCCUAGGACCUGGCCCUGGACUGAUGGUAGAUGCUCCUUUCCAUGCUCUUGGCUGUAGUUAACUGUCCUGGUUAGGUUUCUCGUCCACGGCCACUGAGGGUUGCCUGUUCUGUCUGAGGUAGGUGGAACAAAUGACCGACUCCAUUACUCUAACGCAGCCUGGGAUUCUGACCCAGGCUUCUGGGCUCUCCUGGCUUGUUCCUUAUCAAAUGUGCACACGGGACAGCUUUCUCUUCAAACUUCACCAUACAAAAAAAAAAAAAAGACCACAGAAAGGAUCUUGAAAGCUAAGCUGUGCUGGGCAAGCCUCGCCACGGUGCUGGGGACAAUAGGGGUCAGGGGACACCAGGAAGCAGAUUGCCUGAAACUCCCAAUUCCCUUCUUGGACUUCUAUGCACUUGUUCCCAAAGUCAAGAUUAUGAGUGGACUAGUGAGUCUGGCUUCCCUGAUCUGAGAACACCUUACCUGUCUGGGAGUUCAGUGGCAGAAUUCUCUGUGAACGUGAAGAGAUGAAGUCAUACUGUCCUGAGGAGCAUCAGCAAGAUCCAUGAACUUCACUCUGUAUUUGUAAGAAUGCAGAUUUCUUAAGCACUCGAAAAGCAUGAAGUUCACAGCUCCACACUCCAGCAGGCCAGGCCUCUUCAGCGUGACGAAGAUGAGGGACAGUGGAGUGCCCUCUUCUGGAGGAUGGGACCAGCCAGAAAUAAAAAGCUAAGCCACGUGCGGAA